Molecule: messenger RNA, 1517 nt
Organism: Antechinus flavipes (yellow-footed antechinus)
Lineage: Eukaryota; Metazoa; Chordata; Mammalia; Dasyuromorphia; Dasyuridae
Product: trace amine-associated receptor 7a-like
Exons: 1
Coding region: 1-1044 (347 amino acids)
Biological process (GO): G protein-coupled receptor signaling pathway
Cellular component (GO): membrane
Molecular function (GO): trace-amine receptor activity
Source: RefSeq, a predicted model, not a curated record
AUGGCAAUCAGCAACAAUGGGUCCCAUUCUGCAGCUCUAGAACUCUGCUAUGAGAGCCUCAAUGGGUCCUGCAUUAAAACUUCCUACUCCCCUGGACCCCGAGUCAUCCUCUACCUCGCUUUUGGUUCAGGCGCUCUGCUAGCUGUCUUAGGAAACCUUCUGGUCAUGAUUUCAAUCAUUCACUUCAAGCAACUGCAUUCUCCAGCCAAUUUUCUCAUUGCCUCCUUGGCUUGUGCUGACUUUUUGGUGGGAGUCACUGUGAUGCCCUUCAGCAUGGUGAGGUCUGUGGAGAGUUGCUGGUACUUUGGGGAGAGUUACUGUAAAUUUCACUCUUGUUUUGAAGGAUCAUUUUGUUAUUCUUCUAUUUUUCACUUAUGCUUCAUUUCCAUUGAUAGAUACAUUGCUAUCACUGAUCCUCUGGUAUAUCCAACCAAAUUCACUCUGUCAGUUUCAGGACAAUGCAUUGUCCUGUCCUGGUUCCUUGCUAUUACAUUUAGUUUUUCACUUCUUUACACAGGUGCCAAUGAUGAAGGACUGGAGGAAUUAGUAAGUGCUCUCACCUGUGUGGGAGGUUGUCAGAUUGCUGUGAAUCAAACCUGGGUACUGAUAGACUUCCUGUUAUUUUUCAUUCCCACUCUAGUUAUGGUCAUUCUUUAUUGUAAGAUUUUUCUAGUAGCUAAACAACAGGCUAGAAAGAUUGAAAGCUUGAGCAGCAAAACUGAGUCAUCUUCAGAGGGUUACAAAGCCAGAGUGUUUAAGAGGGAGAAAAAAGCAGCCAAAACCCUGGGCAUUGCAGUGAUUGCAUUUCUGAUUUCAUGGUUGCCAUACUUUAUUGACUCAAUAAUUGAUGCAUUUGUAGGGUUUAUCACCCCAGCAUAUAUUUAUGAAAUUUUACUUUGGUUUGCUUAUUAUAACUCAGCCAUGAACCCUCUGAUAUAUGCCUUCUUUUACCCUUGGUUUAGAAGAGCAAUUAAACUGAUUGUCACUGGGAGAGUCUUCAGAGGUCACUCUUCAACAAUAGAUUUGUUUUCUAAAAAAAAAUAAGGUUUUAAAUAGAAGUUAAAAAUGUGGAAAAAAGUCAAUAAUGGAAUAAGUGAAUUAUUAUGAAAGAAAAGUAUCCUCUCCCCAUUUAGUCCCAAUUCCAAUUUCAGGUUCAUGUUUAAUGAAAUUUAUUUACCAUGAUAAGUUAUAUGGGAAUGUAUUUUCCAGCUGUCUUCAAUGCUGUAAUCCUGUUCCUGUCUUUUCUCAUUCUACAUUUAAUUUUGUCCAUUUUUCCUUUCUUAGACCAAGAGGUAAUUUUUUUCUUCUCUAAUGAACAUAUUAUAAUGUCUCAUAUCCUCCCUCCUUUAGCCUUUCAUUUCUAAUAAAUAAGGCACCUAUAUUUCCUGUUCUGUUUCCUUCCAAGAACAUCUAUAUUUUUUCCUUUAAGUUUUUAAAUAUGUUUUCACAUAUAAUAAAUUUAAAUAAGUUUUAUUGUACAGUUAAUAAUUGUAUUUAUAUGAAUCAAUAACAUUGAA